UGUAACUCUGCAACGUAAGUGGUGGAGUUUUUACUGAGGGGGUGUCCAAUUACCCCUGGCCAGUUUUAGACUGGGAACCUCUCCCUGAAGUACUUGGGCGCAAUUUGCGUUGUUGCUUGCUUUUCCACUCAUCUUUAAUAUACACAGUGUUCGGAAUGAGCAUCGAAACGCUUCUGGAGGCUGCCAAGUUUUUAGAAUUGCUAGCUCUGCAACAACAGAAAGCACGUGAAGAUGAAUUUAAGGAAAAGCUGCUACAGGAGCAGAAGACCCCGGGAGUGAUCCCAAAUUCAACAAUCCACUGUAGUAAUGUGACAAAACCCCAGGGAUAUCGUCCAGCUUUAAUACAGCCCCCAAUGCCUCCAGCCUCUGUUCCCAUUACAGUCAUCCCAAUACCUGUGGUCAGUCCCAGUCACAGCGUCUCUCCAAGUUUACCUGUUGCACCCCUGCCCUCUACAAAAAGAGAGACUCUUUUUAACCAGGACCAGAAUCCUUCUGGGAUACCCCGCUCCCCGCAGCCCAGAGUAGAUCAGCACCCCACCUCUGCCCCUGGUACAAAUCACAAACAGCCCCUGCACAACCACCAGCAUCACUUCAUAGGUCAAACUGCUAACACCAGUGUUCAGCAGCAGACCCCUCAGCACUCUAUUCACCACUACACCGGUUCUAUCGUUUCCCCCUCUCCAUCUCAAGCAGUACUUCCUCAGUCAGGCACACUACUGCAGCAUGGCCCCAUCCUCAACGGGUCCGUCAGCAGAAGCAGCCCCCUUGAGGACUCACGGCUUCUGGACAGUAAAAAGCGCCCUGGCGGGGCAGGCACAAGAGAGUCCCAUAACAAGCUUGAGAAAAACAGACGGGCUCACUUGAAGGAGUGUUUUGAAACACUGAGAAAGAAUAUUCCUAAUGUUGAUGAAAAGAAGACCUCAAAUCUGAGUGUGCUAAGAAGUGCUCUAAGAUACAUUCAGACAUUAAAACGCAAGGAGAAAGAAUAUGAGCAUGACAUGGAGCGCCUGGCUAGGGAAAAAAUUGCCACACAGCAGCGCCUGGCAGAGCUCAAGAACGACUUGAGCCAAUGGAUGGAUGUGGUGGAGAUUGACCGUGUCCUCAGACAAACUGUGCAGCCUGAGGAAGACCAGGCUUCAACUUCCACGGCAUCAGAAGGUGAAGAUAUUUUAGAUGAUGAUCUUGAUGAUGAGAUGGAGCUUGAGCAGAGUCCAACUUCUCCUGCUUCUCAAGUGACAAAACCAGAGCUGCAGAAAGUGGUCCCCCCUUCAGAGAAGUCCCAGAACUUCAAUCCAUGCAUCACCCAGCAUAAAGCACCACCGCCCCCUCUGCCACCCCCACGGCCGCUGCUCAAACCCACACCCACCCAGACAGUGACGCCCACAAUCUCCUCCAGCACCAACUCUUCGGUCCUCAAACCCAUGGGACCCACCCCUGCUCUGCAUCCCACAGUUAUAGCCCACUCCUCCGUCUCCCACCCCUCAGUCAUCCAGACACUAAACCACGUCAUUCAGACUCCUAAGCACAUAACUCAUUUGGCCCCCUCAACAAGCAGUGGUCCGAUGCAUUUGACUCCAGCUCAACCGCCCAUCGGCCAUAUAACGGUACACCCAGUCACCCACCUACCUGCUUUGUACUCUCAGCCUGUAGCUGUCACACAACCCGGUAUUGUGGGUCACAUCACCCAUACAUUGAACCAUGCCCAUCCCCAGCUCAAUGGCACAGCGGCUAGCCAACCGUCUACUGCCGCAUUAGUGGGGAAACAGACUGUGGGCACGCAAAUGGUCACUCAUCACACGCAGCUUGUGGGUCAGACAGUGCUCAAUCCAGUAACAAUGGUGACCAUGCCCUCAUUCCCUAUAAGCACUCUGAAACUGGCUUGAUACACAGGACAUACACUAGACCCAAUAUAAUGCAGGAGAGCAGUCUUUACUGUGCAAAGUUUCCCAAAAGCAUUAGAGAUGGCAGAAACCAAAAAACCUUGCUUGAUCCUUUUACAGCUCUGUCUUCCUACUUGUGAAAUAGCAACAGCAUUAAGAACCUAGAAUACCCAACUUCUUCUCCUGUGUGAUGUGAUUUAGCAGAGCUCUUCCCCUCAAGCGGAGAUGUCAGGAAAUCAUGGGGUAAACUUUACACAGGAUUUAGACUCUUGGACUGUGCACAUAGAAAUGGCGCCUCCUGCUGUCUAGUUAUAUUCUUAAAAAUACUGAAGAACUUGUGCCUCUGUGAAAGUGGCAAUGUGACAUCAUUUAAUAUGUACUAUUAUCAAGUGACAAUACUGACAAUCAAUUGACUUUUUGUCAUUGGCAUUUGCCAUUGUGCAUUGAGCUAAGGGUGAAAUUAAUGUUUGUUUAUGCUGCUAUAGAGCUAUUAGAUUGUGAUUGUACCCUACAGUCUGAUCUCAUGUUAAAAUUACCGUGAAGUUUGAAAGCUCUUAACACUAGAUCUGCAGAUCAUCAGAUUGUUUUCUGGUGAGAGGGUACUGAAUGUCAGUAGAUCCAAAAGCCUUGCCUUGUGCUGUGUCUGUGCUGUCAUGUAGGUUGUAGAGUAUGUGCCUGCAUUCAGAGCAUGCCACAUCUGUGUUAUUUGUUGAGUAUUUGAAACCAGGUCACAUGAGUAUGUCUUAUCUUAUGAACUUACUCAGUGCAACAUAUUUAGGAAUACCUCUGCUGUGGUUAAUGGCUCUGGGAUGAACACUUGUACAAACUAAUAGCUAGAUUCAGGAUGCACUGUGAAAUGUAUUUAGUAUAAUUAAGCAGCAAACCUGAACAUUUAGCAAUUGCCUUUGCUAGUUAAUCUACAAAUUUAAUUGGAAUGUAUUGUUCCAUUGUUAGCACAUUUGUAUGGAGGAGUUUUUGUUUUUUUGCAAAAAAAAGUAAUAGAUUCUUGAAUAAAUUAUCACACGUGACAUUAAGAUUUAUAACAGAUAUUUUGUAUAUUACAUUGUUGCUUGUUUCAUCUACAGCUUUACCUUGUAUAUUUGACAUUGCACAUUUUUGGGACCACAUCAACUGCUGGACAUCUUGGUGAUGAUUUAGACAGACCUUGUCCAAAAAUUAUAUACAAUUUAGUAUGAAGAUUUUUAUGUGUAAAAGUUGAUGUAUGAAACAAGGAAUUGUGAUACUUGAAAUGGCAACAAUAUAUGUUUUCCCUAUGGUGAAAGUUUAAGUUAGUACUUUUUAAGUGUUGAGCUGCAUUUAGAUCUAAUUGUAUUCUCUAAAGAUCAUGACAUGCUGUACGAUAAUGAAAAACACUUUGUAUUAAAAAAAUAAAUAAAUUGUAUUACGUUCACAA
Messenger RNA from Boleophthalmus pectinirostris (great blue-spotted mudskipper), 3294 nucleotides. RefSeq names its product MAX network transcriptional repressor a (gene mnta). Gene Ontology annotation, biological process: regulation of transcription by RNA polymerase II. The transcript has 6 exons. Lineage: Eukaryota; Metazoa; Chordata; Actinopteri; Gobiiformes; Gobiidae. The record is from RefSeq and is a predicted model, not a curated record. Gene Ontology annotation, molecular function: DNA-binding transcription factor activity, RNA polymerase II-specific; RNA polymerase II cis-regulatory region sequence-specific DNA binding; protein dimerization activity. Bases 156 to 1883 code for a protein of 575 amino acids.